Messenger RNA from Anopheles nili, 1879 nucleotides. RefSeq names its product maltase A3-like. The record is from RefSeq and is a predicted model, not a curated record. Lineage: Eukaryota; Metazoa; Arthropoda; Insecta; Diptera; Culicidae. Gene Ontology annotation, biological process: carbohydrate metabolic process. The transcript is spliced from 4 exons. The coding region runs from base 36 to 1838 and encodes 600 amino acids.
CUUUUGCGAUAACUUGAAUCCAGUUCUCUCGGAUAAUGGUUUAUUUUCACCGGUGUGCUCAGUGCUGCAGCUGGAUCGGUCUAAUCAUAUUAGUAUGUUCUUCGGUAACAGCACAGAAAGACUGGUGGGAAUCGGCAAGCUUCUAUCAGAUCUAUCCACGGUCAUUUCAAGAUAGCAAUGGAGAUGGAAUCGGUGAUCUUAAUGGAAUUACAAGCCGUUUAGGAUAUCUCAAAUCGUUAGGCGUUACUGCGUUUUGGCUUUCCCCUAUAUAUCCUUCUCCAAUGGCCGAUUUUGGGUAUGACAUUUCUAACUUUACUGAUAUUCAUCCGAGCUUUGGAACAAUGGACGAUUUCAAACGGCUCGUGGAUGAAGCAAAAAAACUUCAAUUACGAAUUAUUCUGGACUUUGUACCAAACCACACCAGUGAUGAACACGAAUGGUUUAAGAAGAGUGUUAAAGGCGAGAAUGGGUAUAAGGAUUUUUACGUAUGGCAAGAUGCCAAACCGGGAUCAGAUCAAGCCCCGCCAAAUAAUUGGGUUGCGGCUUGGUACGGUUCGGCGUGGGAAUGGAAUGAAGACCGACAGCAAUUUUACCUUCAUCAGUUUCAUAAAAAACAACCAGAUCUCAAUUACCGGAACCCUGCCGUGGUACAGGCGAUGAAAGACGUGCUGCGCUUUUGGUUGGAUCAGGGCGUAGAUGGAUUUCGAAUCGAUGCCGUUCCUUGGCUCUUCGAAACCGUUGGGUUCCCAGAUGAACCUUUGAGUGGACAGUCGACCGAUCCGUUAAGCCAGAAUUACCUUAAUCAUAUAUAUACGCUUGAUCAGCCGGAAACUGUUGACAUGGUUUACCAGUGGCGUGAGCUGAUGGAACAGUACAAGAAGGAACAUAAUACUUCCACCAAAAUCCUUAUGACCGAAGCCUGGUCUUCGCUGGAUGUGGUAAAAACAUACUUCAACGACAGCAACAACCGCCAGGGUUCGCAAAUGCCGUUCAAUUUUCAACUCAUUAUGCGGCUAGAUCAAAACUCAAAGGCUUCGGAUUUCAAAGUUGUCAUUGACUCGUGGAUUGAUAUCAUUCCACCAGGUCAUGUACCCAACUGGGUGCUCGGUAAUCAUGACAAACGUCGUGUUUCGUCUCGUAUGGGUGGAGAUCACAUGGUUGAUAUAAUGGCAAUGAUUGAACUAACGUUGCCUGGGAUUACGGUUACGUAUCAAGGAGAAGAGAUCGGAAUGCAUGAUGUUGAUAUAUCUUGGGCCGACACAAAGGAUCCAGCUGCUUGCCAGUUAACGGAGGAAACAUACCAAGAAGGCACACGUGACCCUGCCAGAACACCAUUUCAGUGGGAUGCUUCCGUUAAUGCAGGAUUUACGAAUGCCACAGUUAUUCCAUGGUUACCACUUGCUCCGGAUUACCCCCUGGUAAACGUGAAAGUACAACAGGAAUCCAAACAAAACAGUCACCUAAAAGUGUUCUUGGAAUUGAUGAAAUUGCGAGCAACAAAUACCCUUAUAUGGGGAUCUUAUACGUCGUUGGUUCUAGGAAAUAAUGUUUAUGCAAUAAUGCGAGCAUUUCCAAACGAUAAACGCACAUUCGUAGUGCUAACUAAUAUCGGUUCUACGGUAGAAACGGUUGACGCUACAAAGCUGGAUGGUAAUAUCCCCACCGAUCUUGUAUUUCGUGUCGUUUGCACUUCAUCAAAGCAUGUUGUUGGGGAAACUGUUUCUGCAAAAAACAUUGAAAUGCAGCCCUACGAAGCAGUUGUAUUGAGCAAUAGUGCGAAUGGAUCCACAUACUGUUGCUUGCUCUUAUUCUUUAUCUUACUGGCGAUUAUACAUUAGACAACAUGUACUGAGCUAGUUUAUAUAUUGAAUAAUAUAUA